CUCCUCUAUUUUCCACCGUGUUCUUCCCCUCUCCCUCUCUGCAACCCUAGUAUGCCUGCGUAUCACUUUCCUCUCCGUCCUUUCCAUAACACAAUCUAACCAUCAUUUACAUUCACAUUGCUAUUUGAUUUUUAAUUUUUGCAUAGAAAAAAUGGGAAUAGUAACAGGAAAACAGCAUCAGGAAGAGAAGAGGAUGACGGAGCAGGAAAUAAAAAAUCAAUUAUAGGAAGCAAACAAAACCAGCAGCAGCAGCAGAAAAAGAAGAAGAAGAAGAAGAAGAAGAAGAAGAAGAAGAAGAAGAAGAAGAAGAAGAAAGCUUCGGAGGACCAAAAAAAUAGAGGAAAAUGGAUUCAUCAGCUUCUGUUCCACAAGCCAGUGCCCUGUCAGCUGCUUCAACUGUAUCUCAGUCCAUUCCCUUACCCCUUCAUUCUCCUUCAAGUUCUACAAAGACUUUAUCUUCAUCUCCUAACCUAGGCCCAUCACCUUCACACAUACCAAUCACUACUCCUUUUCUUGUGCCCCCUGGGUCGGCUGGAACUCCUGUGACACCUGGACCCUCUGGAUUGGUGUCAUGUGCUCCAAUGACUCUCCCAUCUGUAGCUGUUGAUUCUGCAUCAAAUUCAGUUCAGAGACCCAUCAUGCUGGCUACUACUACUGCUUCAAAUCCUGUAGUUCAGCAACAAAAUUACCCCACUUAUCCAUCUUUACCUGCUAUAGCUGCUUCCCCCCAAGGACUCUGGUUUCAGCCCCCACAGAUUGGUGGCAUGCCUAGGCCGCCAUUUAUGCCAUAUCCUACUGUUUUUACUGGAUCCUUUCCUUUGCCAGCACAUGCUGUUUCUCGCCCUUCUUUCCCAUCACAUGAUUCUCAACCUCCUGGUGUUACUCCUAUUGGAACUGCAGGUGCAAAUCCCCCGUUGUCUUCUGCCUCAGGUCAUCAGUAUAUUGGCACUCCAGGGAUGCAGAAAGAAUUACCUCCUCCUGGAAUUGAUGACAAGGAUAAUACAUAUGACAUCAGCUCCAUGGACAAUGCUGCCAACAAUGAACCAUUAGAUUCUUGGACUGCCCACAAGACUGUUGCUGGAGUAGUUUACUAUUAUAAUGCGUCAACAGGAGAGUCUACUUAUAACAGACCUGCUGGCUUUAAGGGGGAGCCUGAUAAGGUUACUAUGCAGCCAACUCCAUUUUCAAUGGAGAAUAUUGCUGGUACAGACUGGGCCUUGAUCACAACAAAUGAUGGAAAAAAAUAUUACUACAACAGCAAAACCAAGUUGAGCAGCUGGCAGAUCCCAAAUGAAGUGAUGGAACUGAAAAAGAAGCAGGAAGCUGAAGUAUCAAAAGAAAAUGAAGUCUUAGUUGCACGCUCUAAUGCCUUGACUGAAAAAGCACCUGUUCCGAUUAAUUUGAGUGCUUCUGCUGUCAACACAGGCGGCCGUGAUGCCAUCUCUCUUAGAGCAUCAAGUGCACCAGGAACAUCAUCUGCAUUGGAUUUGAUAAAAAAGAAGUUGCAAGACUCGGGAACUCCAAUAACUUCUCCUUCGGCAGUUUCAUUAGGAUUAACAACACCAGAGUCAAAUGGCUCUAGAGCUAUUGAACCUGCAGCUAAGGGUUUGCAAAGCGAGAACAGCAAAGAUAAGCAAAAGGAUGCUAAUGGUGAUGGUAAUGAAUCAGACUCUUCUUCAGAUUCAGAGGAUGAAGACAAUGGGCCCACAAAGGAGGAGUGCAUUAUCCAGUUUAAGGAGAUGCUAAAGGAACGUGGAAUAGCACCAUUCUCAAAAUGGGAGAAGGAGCUGCCAAAAAUAGUUUUUGAUCCUCGUUUUAAGAGGCUAUCCUAUUUAUCAAAUCAAAUCCCUGAUGAACAAGGCAUCCCAAUUUUCAAGGCUAUACCUAGUCAUUCUUCUAGGAGGUCGUUGUUUGAGCACUAUGUUAAAACGCGUGCUGAGGAGGAACGCAAGGAAAAACGAGCAGCUCAGAGGGCUGCAAUAGAGGGAUUCAAGCAGUUACUGGAAGAAGCAUCAGAGGAUAUUAAUCAAAACGCUGAUUAUCAAACUUUCAGAAAGAAGUGGGGCAAUGAUCCGCGGUUUGAGGCUGUAGAUCGUAAAGAUCGAGAGCACUUAUUAAAUGAAAGAAUUAUUCUUGUGAAGAAGGCAGUGCAGGAAAAGGCUCAAGCUGAACGUGCAGCAGCUGCUGCUAGUUUCAAGUCAAUGCUUCGAGAAAAAGGGGAUCUAACAGUUAAUUCCCGUUGGUCCAAGGUGAAGGAAAGCCUGAGGAACGAUCCAAGGUACAAAUCAGUAAGGCAUGAAGAUAGGGAAGUUUUAUUCAAUGAGUACAUAUCUGAACUAAAAGCUGUAGAAGAUGGAGCAGAACGAGAGGCUAAAAUUAGAAGGGAGGAGCAGGAGAAGUUAAAAGAAAGGGAGCGAGAAUUGCGCAAGCGGAAGGAAAGAGAGGAACAAGAAAUGGAAAGGGUUCGAGUGAAAGUUAGGAGGAAGGAGGCAGUUGCAUCCUUUCAAGCUUUGCUUGUGGAAACAAUCAAGGAUCCACAGGCAUCUUGGACAGAGUCGAAGCCCAAAUUGGAGAAGGAUCCUCAAGGACGUGCAACUAACACUGAUUUAGAUCCAUCCGAUACUGAGAGACUCUUCCGGGAACACGUAAAGAUGUUGUAUGAGCGAUGCGCAAAUGACUUCAAAUCACUGUUGGCUGAAGUUAUAAAUGCUGAAGCAGCUGCCCAGAAGACAGAAAAUGGAAAAACAGUUCUUGAUUCAUGGUCAACUGCUAAACGUCUUCUAAAACCUGAUCCCAGGUAUAACAAGAUGCCUAGAAAAGAUCGGGAAAGCUUGUGGCGACGAUAUGCAGAUGAUAUGUCACGGAAGCAGAGGACGACGGUUGACCAGAAGGAAGACAAGCAUGCAGAUUCAAAGAAUAGAAAUUCUACUGAUUCAGGAAGGUACCUAUCGGGAUCAAGGCGAACGUACGAUGGCAGAUAGAUUAUGUUAUGUUUUUUCUGGGUUAGGAACUGUUAGGCGCUCAUGCAUGAGGAGGUUAGUUUCUAAUUACUGUAUCUAUUCCGGAGUGAGCUGAAUAGCUGAAUUCAUUGAAAUUUAUUACAUAAAUAUUGAUGCUAUGUUUACAAUAUUAGCAAUUAGGGAAGAGAAUAUGAAAUUGUUUUACUUGAGCCUUCA
Manihot esculenta (cassava) is the source of this 3176-nucleotide messenger RNA. Its product is annotated as pre-mRNA-processing protein 40C. Bases 345 to 2981 code for a protein of 878 amino acids. Lineage: Eukaryota; Viridiplantae; Streptophyta; Magnoliopsida; Malpighiales; Euphorbiaceae. The transcript has 16 exons. Gene Ontology annotation, cellular component: nucleus. Gene Ontology annotation, molecular function: RNA polymerase binding; transcription coregulator activity. The record is from RefSeq and is a predicted model, not a curated record.